UUUGUUGAGAGAGGAAGUGUGUGUUGUAAAGAUAGCUCGCUCUCUCUCUCUCUCUCUCUCACUCGCUCACUGGCUCAUACGCGCGCACGCUCACUCACUAUGUUAAGGACACCGCUCUUCCUGUGGGUCGUGGGUGUGGGUUUGUGCGUGUGCGUGGGCGUGGGCGUGGGCGUGCGGGCGGUGGUGGGCGGGGCCAUAGGUUACAAGCAAUACAAAUGGGCGGGGCAAGGUGAGGCUUUCUACAUCCCACGGUCCGUCCCACGCCCACGGGUCAUCCCACGCUGGAACCCACUUUUUGACCCCACCUAUACUGCUCUAUGGGUUCCCACCACGCCCACGGCCGCCCAUGCUCCAGUACCCCAUCACGCCCAUGUCUCAAACCCCUCCUAUGGCUUCGGUCCGCCCAAGGGGAAUGAUUUAGCGCCCACACCCAUCAGACAGCAACCCACGGCCACUGUCAAGCCAGCCCAUGCUUCACCUCCCGCCCACACGCCCAUCAAAGCUCUAGGGAAUGGUUUGGAAGGUGUCUCCUCCUAUUCUCAUCUCUAACCCAUGUUCCUAAACCAUGUUCCUAACCCAUGCUCAUAACCCAUGCUCCUAACUUCAUCUAACCCACGAUAUCCACUGUUCUCACCUUACCUAACUUAUUCCUAACCUAAUUUUACCACACCCACGGCUUACCCACACUCCUAAUCUGACCCAUGAUCCUAACCCACGGUCCUAACCCAUGCCAACGCACAAUCGACAUUCCUAACUUAACCAAACCUAAUUUAACCUAUUCCCAACCUAACCACACCAACCCACAGCCAACCCACGGCUAACCCAUGCCUAACCCACGGUCCUAACUCAUAAAAAUGCCCAACCCACACUCCUAACCUAACCUAACUUGAUCUGUUUCUAACCUAACCACACCAACCCACGGCUAACCCACGUCUAACCCAUGCCAACCCACGCCCAACCUUUGCCCGACCCACAUUCCUAACCUAACUUAACUUAACCAAUUCCUAACGUAAUCCAUGCCCACCCACAGUUAACCCAUGCCCCUAACCUGACCCACACUAACCCACACUAACCCAUUACCUGCCCGACAGAUCCUGGUGGUGGUGGUGGUGUGGUGGGGAGAAAGCGCCCCACACUCCCCCCUCCAGCCCCGCUCCUACCCAUGGCGGGGGCCGGGGGGGGUACCAGACUCAAUACCAUGGGUUCCUCGGCCCCCUAUCCUCCCACGGUGGCUGCCUGGAGGUCCCCCCAUGUAUACCUCAAAGUGGGUUCCCUCACCCCCAUCUGACCCACGCCGAGACCCAUUAAACCCAUUAAAAGACCCAUUAAGUCCAGAGAACACAAUAUUCAACCCAUUACACCGGCAAGAUCCACCGGAACCCCCAUUAGACCCAUUACUUUAUCAACCCACACUACCUAACCCACAAAACCCAUUAAAAGACCCAUUAGACCCAUUACUUUAUCAACCCACACUACCUAACCCACAAAGCCCAUUAAAAGACCCUUUAGACCCAUUAUUUCAAUCACCCACUCCACCAGACCCAUUAAAAGACCCAUUAAACUCACAAGAACCCCCAUUAGACCCAUUAUUUCACCAACCCACGCUACCUAGCCCACAAAACCCAUUAAGAAACCCAUUAGACCCAUUAUUUCACUCACUCAUUCCACUAGACCCAGUAAAAAACCCAUUAAACCCAGAAUACCACCAACCCACGCUUUCAAACCCAUUAUUUCACCAACCCACACUACCUAACCCACAAAACCCAUUAAGAGACCCAUUAGACCCAUUAUUUCACUCACCCUCUUCGCUAGACCCAUUAAAAUACCCAUUGAACCCAGAAUACCACCAACCCACGCUUUUAAACCCAUUAUUUCACUCACCCACUCCUCUUAACCCAUUAAAAGACCCAUUAAAAGACCCAUUAAACUCAGAAUACCACCAACCCACGACAUUAAACCCAUUACUUCACCCAAACCCACAAGAAACGCCAGAAAGACUGCAAAACCCACUAGUUUAUGCACCGAACCCAUUACCAGGGCAUUUGAACCCAUAUAAACCCCAUUUUAACCCAUUAACUCGUCCCCCCACCCUUCCUGCCCACCCCACGCCCAGCCAAUCACAUGCUUCCUUCGUCGUUCAGUCUAAAAUGACCUUUGAAACUCAGGAACCAAUUACAGAAGCGAAUUAUGUCCUUUUAAUUGGUGGUGGUGGUGGUGGUGGUGGUGGUGGUGUGGAGGAGGAAGAGGAAGAGGGAGGAGGAGGAGGAG
Messenger RNA from Portunus trituberculatus (swimming crab), 2268 nucleotides. RefSeq lists its product as uncharacterized. The transcript has 2 exons. The record is from RefSeq and is a predicted model, not a curated record. NCBI's taxonomy places the organism in Eukaryota, Metazoa, Arthropoda, Malacostraca, Decapoda, Portunidae. Bases 100 to 549 code for a protein of 149 amino acids.